CCGCUAUCUCUCUCUCGCGCGCGUGUGUGAAAGAGAGCGAGGAAGCGCGCGCAUAUCCACAUUCGCAACUCUCGCUUUCCUCCGAUCACGUGCCACGCCGCCGCCGCCGCCGCUCCUGCCGAGACGGUCAUCACAAGCUGAUAGUCCCAAGAGGAGAAGCAACCGACACUGCCGACCUUUUCGGUGCUCUCCUGCUUCCGCCACAACCUGAAGACGCGGUUGGGGAGGCAGCGGUGGCGGCGGCUCUGUCUCUAGUUAGCAGGAGGAGGCGGUGGUGCCGUAGCAGCUGCAAAUAAAAGGGUCGGCAGCAAAGAGAAGGUCGGCUGUGGGGAAGACAAGGAAGCUCAAGCUGGUCGCGAGGCUCUGCUGAGUCCCCCCCCACCCCCCUCCGCGCGCAUGCAUUGAUCGCCUCCGCGGGUGGCUUCUUUUGCCUUCCCGCCGCCUGGAGUACUUCUCCGUGGUGCUGCUGCUGCUAGACCGUUUCCCCUCCACAGUUGCAGCCGCUGCCUCGCUUUCUCUGCCUCCCCCCCCCCUUUCUCCCCGCACAGACCUUUGGGCUAUGGGGCUCCUGUCGCAGGGCUCCCCGCUGACUUGGGAGGAGACGCAGCGGCACGCAGAGCACGUGCGUAAACACGGCAUUCUCCAGUUCCUGCACAUCUACCGAGCCGUCGGAGAAAGGCACAAGGACGUGCUGAAGUGGGGGGACGAGGUGGAAUACAUGUUGGUAGCAUUUGACCAUGAAAAUAAGAGAGCGCAGUUGUCUUUAACUGGAGAAGAAGUUCUUCAUACAUUGCAAGAAAAGGGUGAAAAGAUAAACCCUAACCAUCCAACUCUCUGGAGGCCUGAAUAUGGAAGCUAUAUGAUUGAAGGGACUCCUGGGCAGCCCUAUGGAGGAACAAUGUCUGAAUUCAACACUGUGCAAGAUAACAUGAGGAAACGACGUCUGGAAGCUGCUUCUGUGCUGAAACAAAAUGAAGCUCUUUGCACUGUCACAUCAUUUCCAAGAUUAGGGUGUCCAGGAUUUACGAUGCCAGAAUAUGACCCAACACCUGUUGAGACAGGAGCAUCCAAGUCUCUCUUCUUUCCAGAUGAAGCUAUCAAUAAACAUCCAAGAUUUAGUACUUUAACAAGAAACAUUCGACACAGAAGAGGAGAAAAAGUAGUGAUAAACGUACCAAUAUUUAAGGAUAAGAAUACACGGUCACCAUUUAUAGAAACAUUCCCUAAUGAUGAUGGUGAAGCAGGAAGAGCAGCCCAGCCUGACCAUGUAUAUAUGGAUGCCAUGGGGUUUGGAAUGGGCAACUGCUGCCUUCAGGUAACAUUCCAGGCUUGCAGCAUUUCUGAAGCAAGAUAUCUUUAUGAUCAGCUUGCUACAAUCUGCCCCAUUGUGAUGGCAUUAAGUGCUGCAGCUCCAUUCUACAGAGGCUAUGUGACAGAUAUUGAUUGUCGUUGGGGAGUAAUAUCUGCAUCAGUAGACGACAGGACAAGGGAGGAAAGGGGGUUAGAGCCACUGAAGAACAACCGCUACAGAAUCAAUAAAUCCAGAUAUGAUUCCAUAGACAGCUACCUAUCUGAAUGUGGUGAAAAAUACAAUGACAUUGAUUUGACAGUAGAUAAAGAAAUCUACAAUCGCCUAAUAAAUGAAGGCAUUGACCAUCUUCUGGCACAACACAUUGCUCACUUAUUUAUUCGAGAUCCAUUGACUUUGUUUGAAGAGAAAAUACAUCUGGAUGAUGCAAAUGAAUCGGACCAUUUUGAGAAUAUACAGUCAACAAACUGGCAGACGAUGAGAUUUAAACCGCCUCCUCCAAAUUCAGAUAUUGGCUGGAGAGUUGAGUUCAGACCUAUGGAGGUCCAACUAACAGAUUUUGAAAAUUCUGCGUAUGUUGUGUUUGUAGUGCUGCUGACCCGUGUCAUUCUCUCAUACAAACUGGAUUUUCUCAUUCCUUUGUCAAAGGUGGAUGAGAACAUGGCAGUAGCUCAGAAACGGGAUGCUGUCCGGCAGGGCAUGUUUUAUUUCAGAAAAGACAUUUGUAAAGGUGGGAAUGCUGUAGUGGAUGGAUGUGGCACAGCUCAAAAUGGUACAGAAACGGAUGCAGAAGAGUAUACCUUAAUGAGCAUAGAUACAAUAAUCAAUGGAAAGGAGGGAGUAUUUCCUGGCUUAAUUCCAGUUUUAAACUCUUACCUUGAAAACAUGGAAGUGGAUGUGGAUACAAGAUGCAGCAUUCUAAACUACCUGAAGCUAAUAAAGAAGAGAGCGUCAGGAGAAUUAAUGACAGCUGCUCGAUGGAUGCGAGAAUUCAUUGCAAACCAUCCAGAGUACAAACAGGACAGUGUGAUCACUGAAGAAAUGAAUUACAGCCUGAUUUGGGAAUGCAAUCAGAUUGCGCAAGAGCAAGUUGAGUGCCCUGAGUUGCUUGGAGUAGGCUUUAACAAAGUAAAAUACAGUGGAACAAAAACUGGCACUUUUUGAUGAAAGGCUUUAAUAUACUCUCUACUGAAGCAUUUGCUACAGUAUUGUGAAGAUCUGCAUUUUCAUAGUGUGAAGGCCAAAAAUGGUUCUGCUGCACUAUAAGAUGGGCCAAUCUGCCUGAAUAUUCUCUUUAAAGCUUCCUACAAUAGGCAUAUUCUUAUAUUUAAGGUUUAUACUGUGUACAUGUAAAUAGUAAAAUAUUUUUGAUUUAACAUCAGUGUAUUUUAAUAACAUUAUACUGAGUCAUUGUGAACCAGCCUGUAACUUUUUAUAUGCUUAUUCUGGAGAAACUUGCUGUCCUGAAAGAGCUUUGUAAGAGUACUGUAAUGGUACUUGUAUAAGUAGCAUUCCAGAUGUUGAAUGUUUACUCUGACUUUUGGUACCUGGAAUGCACUGAAUAAUCUACUGUAUUUUAAAGAGCAUUUCAGAACCUGAUUCACACAGACAUUUCCCCCGCUCUGCUAUGAGAGGAUGGUGCAAUCUCGACCAUGUUGAGACAGAGAGCAGUGGAAUCGGAUUUUCAGUCAAGCAGCCCAUUCACAAACUUGGCUUUAAGUAGACCUUAGCCUUGCCACUAUCAAUGGGCUAUAAUCAACUUAAGUUCAAAGUGCUAUUGCUUGACUAAGUUAGGGUGUCAGUCAGCAUGUUCCUAUACUGCUUGUGUUUUUGUCCUUCGUCAUAAGUCGUGUCAGCUCGGUAGCCUCAUGCAAUAUAUGUUCUACUUGAUUCCUAAUAGCUGGAACCUCUGGGACAAGAUUCACUUUGCACACAUGCCAAGUGUCAUGACACUUCAGGAGCAAAUUCUCUAUUGUCACCAGCAUUCCUUGUAGUCAUAGUUGCAAAGCACUUUGCCUUUAAUCUGGGUGUCUAAUCAUGGCUUCAGUUUGUUUACUCACAUGUAUCUUUUUCUUCUUCCCCCGAUUUCCAUGGUCCAGUGUCCAUGCUUAACUGGCUAGAAGAACCUGUUUCCAUGAGAGAGGAGCAGGCACCUUUAGUCUGUCUACCCCCAUACUUGGAAUGCAGUAUGCAACAUGGGCAUUCCACUCAGAUACAGAGGUCCAAAUUUCAUAUUCUUUGAACUUAAUUAAUUAAUCCAGGAGGUUUGAGUCAGCUAAAAAUCUGACUUGACCAAAGUAGCACAAAAAUGAGCCAAACAAAUGAGAGAGAAAGUGAUAUAGAACGAGCAGAAAACAGUUAAGAAGUUUAGUAUUUUCUCAAGUUUUAAGUGAAAGCUUUGACAUACCUAAAUAUUCCCCAUAUUUUUUCUAUGCUGCAUCCUCUCUAGUAUGUAACAGUGGGAGAGUAAUCAUGGAAUGCACUAAUAAUUUUGUGAAUCAGGAACCUGAAGCUUAAAGGAAUUGUAUAGAAUUUAAAACAAAAGAUGUUUUAAAGGUGGUUGCGAUUGUAAAUAUAACCUGAGAUUUAGAAAAAAGAUGAGGCUUUAACACGAGCUGCCUAAUUAAAGAGUACAGUAAGGUUUACUGUAUGAUAGAUUAUAAAAUACUUAAUAACAAGCAUAUAUAAAUAUAAGGUGUAAUGACUUUUGGGAAAAAUGGCAGUAAAACUGCAUAAGAUGACCAUAUGCCUGUAGAGAGAUAGAACUUAUGCAGUGUUUAUAGGUGUGCUUUAGGGAAUGCUGGUUUCAGGUUGUGAACAGGGUGGCACAGGUUCACUAAUCUGUGGAAUGAACAAAUAAAAAUUUGCAAUAUAA
Molecule: messenger RNA, 4184 nt
Organism: Hemicordylus capensis (graceful crag lizard)
Lineage: Eukaryota; Metazoa; Chordata; Lepidosauria; Squamata; Cordylidae
Gene: GCLC
Product: glutamate-cysteine ligase catalytic subunit
Exons: 16
Coding region: 560-2473 (637 amino acids)
Biological process (GO): glutathione biosynthetic process
Cellular component (GO): glutamate-cysteine ligase complex
Molecular function (GO): glutamate-cysteine ligase activity
Source: RefSeq, a predicted model, not a curated record